Molecule: messenger RNA, 1993 nt
Organism: Tarenaya hassleriana
Lineage: Eukaryota; Viridiplantae; Streptophyta; Magnoliopsida; Brassicales; Cleomaceae
Product: pectinesterase-like
Exons: 4
Coding region: 28-1731 (567 amino acids)
Biological process (GO): cell wall modification
Molecular function (GO): pectinesterase inhibitor activity; pectinesterase activity
Source: RefSeq, a predicted model, not a curated record
CAAAGCCUGCAUGAGCAAAAUAAUACAAUGGCAAGCCAAACGAACAAGAAUCUCUUAUUCUUGUUUGGUUUUCUCGUUAUUACCGCCAUCUCCGUCGCCGGAGAAUCCAAACCGAACAAAAACACGACGUUGUCUGCUUCCUCCAAGGCUGUCGUAAGAUCCUCAUGCAGCUCGACGCCAUUACCGGACCUCUGUUACUUCGCCGUCGCCUCCAUUGCCGGCCAGAACAUCACUUCUCAGAAAGACGUUAUCAAGGCGUUGUUGGAUGUAACCGCUUACGCCGUUAAAGAAAGUUAUUCUACCGUUAAGGGUCUCCUUAUAACGGGGAUAGGUUUGUCUCCGAGGGCGAAUACCGCCGUUAACGAUUGUGUGGAGAAUAUAGAGGUGACCCUCGAAGAUCUCCAAGGAGCCGCGGCGAAGUUGUUGUCGUACCCUAACGGUGGAACUGGCCGGAACCAUGCCGGAGAUCUCAAGACCCUUGUCAGCUCUGCCAUUACCAACCAAGAAAGUUGUCUCGAGGGUUUCUCUUAUGAUAUCGCCGAUAUGGUGAUUCGCAGUAUCAUUUAUACCGGCGAGGUAUACAUACAGCGUCUAUGUGGCAUUGCACUAGCUUUGAUCAAGAAUAUGACAGACACCGACAUCGCCAACUCACGACCAAAGGCUCGACCCUUCAACAAGCGCAAGCUCGAGGAGGCAACAAUGGCGGCGGCCACCGACAAAGAUGGGUGGCCAUGCUGGUUAUCGGCAGACGACAGGCGACUCCUUCAAUCGAAAAGCGUUCAGCCGAAUGUGGUGGUGGCGGCGGACGGGACCGGAGAUUUCACGACGGUGGGAGAGGCGGUGGAGGCGGCGCCGAAGAAAAGGACAGAGAGGUAUGUGAUAAAGAUAAAGGCCGGAGUCUAUAGAGAGAACGUUAAUGUUCCGAGCAACAAGAUGAACUUGAUGUUCGUCGGAGAUGGUCGGACCAAGACCUUCAUCACCGGAGACAGGAGCGUCGGCGGUAACGAAGACAUGACUACAUUCCGGUCUGCUACUGUCGCUGCGGUGGGGGAAGGGUUCAUGGCCCGCGACAUCACCUUCGAGAACACAGCCGGUCCCUCGAACGAUCAAGCCGUGGCUCUACGCGUCGGUUCAGACAAAUCUGCAUUCUACAGAUGCAACAUCUCCGCAUACCAAGACACUCUCUACGUCCACUCUAAACGCCAGUUCUUCGUGAAGUGCCAUGUCAGCGGAACCGUCGACUUCAUCUUCGGCAACGCGGCAGUGGUCUUCCAGGACUGUGACAUCCACGCGCGGAGACCGAACCCAGAGCAGAGGAACAUGGUCACCGCGCAGGGUCGAACGGAUCCAAACCAGAACACCGGCAUCGUUAUCCAGAAUUGUCGGAUCGGUGCCACGUUGGAUCUCCGGGAAGCGGAGGAUGAUUUUCCGACCUAUCUUGGCCGUCCGUGGAAGAGGUUCUCACGGACGGUCGUGAUGCAAUCCGACAUCUCCGACGUGAUCCGACCUGAAGGCUGGCACUUGUGGAAUGGGAACUUCGCCUUGGACACUCUGAUUUACAGAGAGUAUGCGAACAGAGGACCAGGGGCAAAUACGGAAUUUAGAGUUAAUUGGAAGGGCUUUGAAGUAAUUACAGAUCCCGAAGAGGCUGAGGAGUAUACCGCCGACCGGUUUAUCGAUGGGGCGGAUUGGUUAUCGGAAACCGGUUUUCCAUUUAACUUGGCUCUAUAAUAAUAAUUAUUGGCGAUUAAAAAUUAAAUUGUGCAUUAUAUCCAAAAAAAGAAGUUUGUGCUUAAUAUAUGCAUCUUGUCUACCAGUUAGUGUUGAAAAAUAAGGCAGUCAGAGUCACUCGUUGGACAAUGCAAUGAUACUAUGAAGCCAUUACAUAAAUGAGAAAGAAAAUAUUAUUCUACAUUGGAUUAUAACCAAUGGUUAAUAUAUUUUUUCUUACAAUAUGAUUCCUCUCUUACAUGAUCCAAUUUAAAUUUUAGAA